This is a messenger RNA of Erythranthe guttata (spotted monkey flower), 927 nucleotides long. It is a transcript of the gene SCO2, whose product is annotated as protein disulfide isomerase. The record is from RefSeq and is a predicted model, not a curated record. Lineage: Eukaryota; Viridiplantae; Streptophyta; Magnoliopsida; Lamiales; Phrymaceae.
UUCAUUCCAAUUGUCGUCUCUCUCUCUCUCUCUCUCUCUCUCUCUCUCUCUCUCUCUCUAUAACUAUAUAUCCAGAAAACAUUUAUAUGGAAUGUGGCCGAUAAACCCUACCUCAAUUAUCCCCAUUUCCACACCUCCACUUGUCUCACUCCCCGCUCUCUCCCCUUCCUUCGCCGCCUUCCGCUGCCGCGCCGCCGCCGCUGACAACACUUACCCCCGUCCGUGGUUCAGUUUCGCUUCAGCUUCCGACGCCGCCGGAAUCAGAAUCGGCAGUGGUUCGUCGGAUAAUACAGGGUCGGGGAUUUCGAGUAGUAAUAACAAGGAUACGAAGAUUAAUGCGAAGAAGGAGAACUGGUCGAGAGAUCGGGAGAGCUACUUCGCCGACGACGGCGAUGCGCUUCCUCUCCCCAUGACUCAUCCGAAUUCUUCGCCGGUGUCGCCGGAGGAAAUUGAUAAGAGACUCAAUUGCGAUCCUGUAACGCAGGACUGCAAGCCAAUGGUUUACGAAUGGACUGGGAAGUGCCGUAGUUGCCAAGGAUCUGGUUUGGUCAGCUACUAUAAUAAACGAGGAAAAGAAACCCUCUGCAAAUGUAUACCCUGUCAAGGAAUUGCAGGAUAUGUACAGAAGAUAACAGCACGCAAGGAUAUCGAUGUGAUGGAAGACUUGGAUAGUUAAAAGAAUUUCUUCACCUCUUAUUUAAAUUACACUAGUUUUUCCAACCCCAGUUUUCCUUGCAGUUGGGGACAUUCUUUAAAGACGUGAGAUUGUUGUAUUUUUCCAGUUAUUAUAGGCUAAUAGCUCAUUGUAUUCGACCCGACUAGUUGUAGAGAAAUCAAAAUAAAAUACCUGGUAUUGACAAAGAUGCCCUUGCACGAAACAAUGUAUGGAGACAGAACCAAGGAUAAGAAUGUCUUUCUGUAAUCUCA